Molecule: messenger RNA, 3133 nt
Organism: Morone saxatilis (striped sea-bass)
Lineage: Eukaryota; Metazoa; Chordata; Actinopteri; Moronidae
Product: HMG box transcription factor BBX
Exons: 16
Coding region: 218-2836 (872 amino acids)
Biological process (GO): regulation of transcription by RNA polymerase II
Cellular component (GO): nucleus
Molecular function (GO): RNA polymerase II transcription regulatory region sequence-specific DNA binding; DNA-binding transcription factor activity, RNA polymerase II-specific
Source: RefSeq, a predicted model, not a curated record
GACGGACUUGCCGCCACUGUGCCGAGUACAGCCAGUGCUGAACUGUUAUGAUGUGUCAAUAAGUUAAAAAGGUGGACGGCACCAAUGAUGAGAGCCCCCCCCCGGUACCUGAGCGGGAUAUUAGAGGUCACCGUCAUUGCAUGACAAAGGCUGUGGCAGAUUCAUCUUCAUCACUCAUACAGCAUUUCCAUAGUUUUUUCUUCAGUGCGGUAGUACCAUGAAGGGUGGAGGAAGGGGUAAGGAGCCACCUGUUGCAGGGGAGGUCACUGGCAAGCGCCCCAAACGUAAAUGCCUGCAGUGGCACCCACUUCUCUCCAAAAAGGCUCUCGAUUUUUCUGAGGAGGAAGAAGAAGAGGAUGAAGAGGAGCUGGAGAAACAGCCAGUGCUGUGUGGCCAGGAGCAGGGCUCGCAGGUGCAGUGUGGAAGCACAACAGAGGAAGUAGAGGAGGACUCGAAUGAACAGCGGGCAAGGCGGCCUAUGAAUGCCUUCCUCCUCUUCUGCAAACGCCACCGUUCCCUGGUGCGACAGGAACACCCUCGCCUGGACAACCGUGGGGCCACCAAGAUCUUGGCCGACUGGUGGGCUGUGUUGGAGCCCAAAGAGAAGCAGAAAUACACAGAUAUGGCCAAGGAGUACAAGGAUGCGUUUAUGAAGGCAAACCCAGGCUACAAGUGGUGUCCUACCACCAGCAAACCAGUUAAGAGCCCUUCCUGUCAGCCUGUCAGCAACCCCCGCAAAAAAGUUUGGUCCUUCUCUUCCAACUCCACCAAGGACUCCACCACUGCCAAAAAAGUGCCCAAAACGGACAGCAUGCCACAGUUAAACUUUGCCAUGGCAGAUCCUACAAAGAUGGGAGGCCUUAGCAUGCUGCUGUUAGCUGGGGAACAUGCCCUCACAAACAGAGAGAUCCCCUCCAGCACUAAACCUAGUUUACCUGACACCGCCAGUGAAGGGAGCUCCUUUCCAGGGGAUGAGGAAGAGAUGUUGUCUGGGACAAUACCGAACAGAGUGCCUGACAUUACUGAAAGCAGGGUCAAGUCUGCCCUUUCCCCACUGGCAGAGUCAUCUCUCUCUGCGGCACCUGAAGGAAAACCAUGCAGACAGUCUGCUCUCUUUCAGCUUGCUGAGAUGUGCUUAGCGUCUGAAGCUGGAAAGAUGGACACAGUCGUAUCUCAGCCUGAGGACAGCUCCUCUUCAGCCUCUCUCCAGCAAGCUGCAGUCAAGGAGGAGCUCAAGGAGGAGAAAGCAGGCACUGACAACUGUCCUCCUUCCUCUCACACAUCAGCCCUCCUACCUUUGCUUUCCUCUGUCACUUCUACCUCCACUGAUGCCAUUCCACCGCAACUCAGCAGCCAAAAUGCACGUGUCAAAAACAAGAGCAAGAAAAAAGAGGUGGCCAAGGUAAAUGAUAACGAUGAGAUCCCCUGUUCAGCAAAGAAGAUCGUCAAGAAGUGUAACCAUGCAGAGUCAAAUGUGGACAGCAUUUUCAGCACCAUUGAGGCAGUGGCCAAAGGGGCCUGGAAGGACACAGAGGAGAAGCCCAAGAAAAAGAUGCAGAGCAGUCCUACUGGUGGAAACUGUGGCGUGUCCAAAAAGAAGAGUAAGCCCAAAGUCAAGACCUUCGUCAAAGAAAAAGAGGAGGAGAUGGAGGACGACAGCGGGCAGUGUGGGCAGUACACUUCCUCUGAGGUGGAGAUGAAGGAGGAGAUGGCUGACGUCAGUCCCAAGGCAGAAUCAGAAGAAGCAAGUAUAGGAAACACAGACCUCCAGGGCAGCAUUGCAGAACCUCAUUACUCCCCGGGCAGCGCUUCACCUGCUAAGCUCCGAGAGGAGGACAAGGGGAAGGAGAGGUCAAGCGAUGGGACCUUUGAGUCCAACACAGAGAGCCGCUCUGGCUCCAGGAAAUCAGAGCGGAGCUGUAAAGGCGCCUUGUAUAAAACCCUUGUUUCUGAGGGAAUGCUGACUUCACUGAGAGCCAAUAUUGACCGAGGUAAAAGAGGAGCUUUACGUGCUUCUGAUCAUGAUGCAAACUGGAGUGACGACAGCUGGACAGUUUCGCAGAUGGGACCUAAUAACCCCAAGAAGCUGAAAAAGUCCAAGUCCAAAGAUGAAUCUUCACAGGGCCUAGGGAAACUGGAGGAGGAGUUUGAAAGGAAGUUUAACAGCCUGCCACAGUAUAGCCCAAUGACAUUUGACAAGAAGGGGACAGCUGUCACAAAGAAGAAGAAGAGCGAUAGCUCAACUGUCCAAGAGGAAGUCUGUAAAGCUGGAAAAGGUUCAUCUCCAUCUCAGAAAAAGACUUCAUUCCACAAGAUUGUUAGGAAGCACAAACACAAAAAGGAGAAACCAGGUGCAGUGGACAAAGCAGUGGUACAGAGUGAUUCUAGCACGCUGGAUUCAGCUUCAAAAGCCAAAUCAUGUGCCCCUGUUGCCAUAAUGUGCCCAGAUGUACAGGGCACCACUAGUAUGGAGAUGCUAGUUGGUAGCCAGAAGAGGAAGGCAAGGAAGACCAAGAUCACACACUUGGUGCGCACAGCUGAUGGCAGCGUGUCUCCAGUCGAGGAGGACAAAACUAGGGACCCGACCCAGGAACAGGAUAAGAAGCCAUUACCCCAACAGAAUUUAUGCAAUGACAAAGGGUGCUACAGUAAUCCCAGAGCAGAAGAGGCAGAGAGGAGCACCGUAUCGCAAGAGCUACCUGCUUUCUUCAGCUUGGCAGCCCUCGCUGAGGUAGCAGCCAUGGAAAAUGUUCACAGAGGCCAGAGAGGCUUGGCUGAGAGUCAGAAGAAAGAGCUUACCCAGACUCCGGUCCUCAUCUCCUGCGCUGAUCAGUGAAACUCUGUUGCUGUUCUGAGAAGCCACAACAUGGACAUUGGCAGUGGAGCUUUAUUUCCUCAGCGGUAACCCCAGGCUAAAGGGACACUUGAUCAGGAAGCUUUGGACAGACUCCACCUUCCCCUUGUGGUGAAUUUGCUUGAGCUCGGGUUCAUGGUGGAGGAAAGAGAGCCUCUCCUCCUCCUUGCUCCUUACUAUCUCAGUGUUUUCCCCCGAAGCCUUCCUUUGGUUUGAGGGAGGAUGCCUUUCUGAACUCCUCUCCACUCCCCCCUUAGAUGCUCUGUUAGGGCCUGUGGA